AUGCGCCUCAAUGGAUGUGGGUCUGAGGGUGUCACUUGUUCAUGUGGUGCAGUAUCGCCUCAAUUCCGAUGCUCUGACUGUCAUGGCACUCAAAUGUUCUGCCGCGAAUGUACACUUCAAAACCAGGUAUAUCAUCCUUUGCAUAGGAUUGAGAUAUGGAACGGGUCUUUUUUUCAGUGUAUCACACUCAAACAGCUUGGCAUUCGAGUACAACCUGGCCAUAACCCAGGAGAAAGGUGCUACAAACCUUCUCCCGCUGCCGGGCUCGAUGGCAUUCAUGAAAUUGCACUGGACUUCUGUGGCUGCGCUUCAGCUCAGAUUUGGUACAAACAACUAUUACGUAUGCGGUGGUAUCCAGCCACAGUCUCAGAGCCUCAGACUGCAGCAACCUUUACGGUUCUGCAGCAUUUUCAUAUUCUAUCAUUUGAAAGCAAGGUAUCUGCUUACAAGUUUUAUCACUCCCUUGCAAGGCGCACCGACAAUUCUGGGUUAGUAGCGAUCAGGGAUCGGUAUUCCGCUUUCAUGCGGAUGGUAUGCCAAUGGUGUAACCUCAAACAACUUGGCCGCAGAGGAAGGGGACAUGACCCUGCCGGUGUCAAUGCUACAGCCGAAGGAGAGUUAGCUGUUCUCUCCCCCGCAUGCCCACAGCCCUGGGAAGAAUCUUCCGCUAGACUGGGAGAAGGAGCCUCUAUUUACCAGGUAAGAUGUUGGUCGUCUUUCCCUAAUUUUGCUGAGCUCACACGUUAUCUGAGCAGAUGGAAAUAUGUGCUAUUUGUUGCAAUAGAUGCGAACUUUAGAUUGAAGCACAAGGUGGUGUCUUCUGAUACUGCCGACCCUAGCCUUAAUGCUGGAUGGGCGUAUUUUGUGCACAAGGACUCAUACAAGUCUUACCUCGCAGAUCGUGCUACUGAAAAGCAAGAGCGAAGCACAUGUGUAAGCCACAAUGCGGUCAACAUGGUGGAUACCAAGUCCUCCCGUGGGCUUGCUGCAACAGGAGUUGGGACAAUUGACUGCGCAAGACACGACAUGAAGCUCCCUAACGGAGUUGGAGACCUACAGAAGGGGGAACGGUACAUCAACAUGGACUAUAUCAUGUGUUCCGCGCUCCUCAUCCUUGCGAUGUCCAUGAUCAAUAUAUCCUAUGACAUUGCCUGCCAGUGGCACAAGAGACUCUGGACUCAAAUGGAAACGAUGCCGGAAUGGCUUUCCCCCCCUCGUCAAUCUUCCCUUAUACAUUUUUUUGUGCUGAAGUUCCACAUCCAGGCCCACGUCGAUAAGUGUCGCACAAACUUCUCUUUCAACUGCGAAGCCCCUGAACGGGGCUGGUCCAAUAUCAACCGAGUGGCAUCAAGUACCAAGGAAAUGGGACCGGGAGCACGCUGGGACACUUUUGAUGAUCACUUCAGUGAUUUGAACUGGAAAAAAAUAACAGCAUUAGGGCGGACAUUGCAUAAGAAGAUGGUUGAAGCUGUCAAGUGGACGAAGGAGCACUCCGAAGCCCUCGCGGAACUGGAGAAGACUAUUCAGCCGGCUCUCAUUGCUCAAUGGAAGGCAGAGGUGGAAUCCUGGGAGGAGGAUAACUCCUCUCCGAAUCCCUUUGAAAGCCGUGCUCAAGACCUUCAAGCUGGAAUUAAUGUCUCGCUUCACACUGAUGUCUCUCCAAGUGGAUUGAUUACAUCGGGCAUGGAUCUCAAGGAUCAACAAUCCAGUCUUGCCAAUGUCUCCCUCCAUGACACCGAUAAUCAGAAGGCUACAACACAAACUCAAAUCGCCUCCCUCCAACGACGGCUUGAUGCGUGGGCCCGCAUCCAGGAGCUAUAUAUGCCAGUUGUCUGUCAACUCCGGCAUCGAUCAUCAGAGGCUAGCGGGAGGCCGCAGGAACUGAAACCCGAAUACUUCAACCUGUGGCUCCCUUCGCAACUUCCAGCUGGCACCCCUGUAGACCAGACGCUUGCUGGCCACGAGUGGGAGCUAUGCUACGCGCAGGCCCUCGAUGCCCUGAAUGAAGUUCAUUCCCACCUCUGGCUUCAAUCCCACAUGUACAAGUACAAGGAUAAGAAUGUCCGUGGUCAAGCGGGUUCCACUCGCACCAAGAAAAUCAUUGAUGCCGUGGAAUUGAGGAAGCACGCCAGUGUAUUGAAGUACAGACGUGCGUGCAGCGCCCUGCUGUCUCUUGGCCACUGUCUUGAGAAGUGCGGUUGGGAGCUCACCAUGCGCCCGCUUCUUGACUCUGAUGUUAAGCCUAUGGGUGACAUGGAGCAGCAAGGGAGAGGAACCAUCUCCUGGAUUUGGUUAGACUCCUGUGCUGAUAACAGCUGUACAGAAAAUGAACGCAUACAGGAUUGUGUCCGCUUGGAAUGGUGCAAGGCUCGUGCCCACGCACACCGGUGGUCAGAGGAGGUGGAAUUAUUGCUAGAGGAGAUGAGACAAGUGCUGGCAUUUUUGAGAUGGCAAGGGUCCUGGUGGAAGGAGCGCAUGACUCUCCGAAUGCUCAACUCAGCACCUGCACAAGAGGGACUGUCAGCAUAUGCGUGUCGCCAGUCUGCACUGCAUGUGCUGCUGAUAGCCAAGUUUCAAAGGCUGUGGAGUGAUGUGCCUACCCUUGUCUCUGGUGGUGUCCUGAUUCUGGAGAGCGGAGAGAUAGAUGCUCCUACUAUUGAUGCUCCCCCACAGUUAUAA
Molecule: messenger RNA, 2679 nt
Organism: Suillus paluster
Lineage: Eukaryota; Fungi; Basidiomycota; Agaricomycetes; Boletales; Suillaceae
Exons: 12
Coding region: 1-2679 (892 amino acids)
Source: RefSeq, a predicted model, not a curated record